AUGGUUGCUGCAUCCAGUGGAGUUGGGUCAGUGGUUGGAGUUCAACCAUUGGUUGGAGAUGACUUAGGUUUUGGCGCCUCCAUGAUGAUGUUGGGUUCCAUUCUUACGGUGGUGGCCUUCUGCUUAGUGGUUUUUAAUACCGAGAGAAAAAGUGUUCUCAAGCUUCAGGUUGGAUUGUCGGGUACGAGUAGAUCACUGCAAAAGGAUCUCAAUCGGAUUGCUAAGACAGCUAAUAGAUACAGCCCAGAGGGCUUGAGCUCCGUAGGCUUGAGCUAUUUAUUACAAGAGACAACACUAGCUCUACUUCGACAUCCUGAUUUUUGCAUCUCUGGUUAUUCCUCUGUGUAUACAAAAAGGAGCAUAGACGAAGUUGAGAACCAAUUUAAUCAACUUUGUAUUGAAGAAAGGGGUAAAUUUGCUGUGGAGACACUAGUCAAAAUCAACAACAUCGGAAAGCAACAUGCAACAACUCAAAUAUAUAAAGACUUCCGUAACGAGUAUAUUGUGAUUACUAUCAUCGUGGCUGCUGAAGGCGGAUAUAACCUGCCGACCAUAAACAGCAGUGCAAAAUUAAAGGAAGCAUUGAUAAAACUGGCGACUAUACCUUCAAGCAGAGUUAAGGCACUGGUGGUGCUUUUGACACCACCAAAUGAAAAUGAUGCUGUUACAGAACCAAAAUUUCUUGAAGAUUAUUCGCUGUUGCAUCCUCUAUAG
This is a messenger RNA of Lactuca virosa, 714 nucleotides long. Lineage: Eukaryota; Viridiplantae; Streptophyta; Magnoliopsida; Asterales; Asteraceae. The record is from the annotation of a GenBank genome assembly.